Messenger RNA from Coccinella septempunctata (seven-spotted ladybird), 414 nucleotides. RefSeq lists its product as uncharacterized. Lineage: Eukaryota; Metazoa; Arthropoda; Insecta; Coleoptera; Coccinellidae. Bases 1 to 414 code for a protein of 137 amino acids. The record is from RefSeq and is a predicted model, not a curated record. The transcript has a single exon.
AUGAGAACAGCUGGAUGCAUGAACGAUACCAUAUGGAGUAACAAACACUUGCCAACCGAGACAAAGGCAAGAAUCUACAAAGCUACCAUAAGACCAAUAAUGACGUACACAGCAGAAACACGACCAGACACAACAAAAACUAAGAGGUUGUUGGAAACAUGUGAAAUGAAAAUCCUAAGGAAAAUAGCUGGAAAAACGCUAUUAGAUAGAGAGCGCAGUGACAACAUAAGGAAAAUAUGCGGGGUGGAAGAGGUGAAUGAGUGGAUCCUGGGGAGAAAGCACGAGUGUAAUGCACACAUAGACCGAAUGGAUCAUGAGAGAAUGGUCAGAAUUGCACGUGAUAAAUCACCAACUGUAAGGAGAAGUAUAGGAAGACCGCGGAAAAGGUGGAGCGAUAACCUGACUGCCAACUGA